GUGAUAAUUCAGUCUACGAAUAGCGCGCGAAUUUGGCAGGCACCUGUGCCAGGAAUCAUAAGAUCAAUCAAAACUUCCACUUGUCGGUUAGCAAUGAUCUAUUUGUCGGUUAUUGGAUUGGUUAUUGAUAGUUAACCCCCCAAGAGGAAUGAUGAAGUGCUAAUAAAGUGCCAGAUGGAAAUCAUCAAAUUGUGUUCGUGUUUCAGUGAGAGAGCUCGAAGUUGCAGUUUUAAAGUUCGAUGAUCCAGAAUUGAUAAAUAAAUGAAAAAAUGGAAAUGUAUCUGAAAAUUGGAUUAAUUUUUAUCUUUUUGAUGAUCAGUGGAUGCCAAAAUGCCGUUGCCGAAGAUGAAAAAGAACCUGACGUAUUUGUCAGUGACUCAUGCCUCGAGCGACCGUUCCGAUGUCCGCAUCCUAAAAUUCAAUUCUAUCUUUACACUAGACGAACCCAAGAUGAUCCAGAGCUACUUGACGUACUCAAUCCCGAGCAGUUGUACUUUACGCACUUCAACCCAGCACAUCCUACGAAAAUUGUAAUCCAUGGAUUUGGUGGGGGUCGAAACAACAACCCCAGCCCUGAAAUCCGGAAAGCAUACUUCACGGUUGGCAACUACAACAUCAUCAUCGUCGACUACUCGACCGCCGUUAAAGAACCGUGUCUAAGCCAAAUGGAUUGGGCGCCGAGGUUUGGUGCCAUGUGCAUUGCCCAACUAGUGAAAUAUUUGGCACGCCAUCCUCGUGGCGUGGUACCUGAUGGUCUACACUUCAUAGGAUAUAGUGUAGGAGCCCAUAUUGCUGGAUUGGUAGCAAAUUUUCUAACAGCGGCCGAAGGAAAAAUUGGCAGGAUAACAGGACUCGAUCCUACGAUUUUCUUCUAUGCAGGAUCAAAUAACACCAGAGACUUAGAUCCAUCAGAUGCUCAUUUUGUGGAUGUUUUACAUACUGGAGCUGGAAUUUUAGGACAAUGGCACAAUAGUGGCCAUGCAGAUUUUUAUAUCAACGGUGGAACUAGUCAGCCGGGAUGUGCCAGCACAACGUUGUUUCAAACGUUAGCAUGCGAUCACACCAAAGUCACCCCAUACUUCAUCGAAUCAAUAACGACAGAUCGAGGAUUCUACGCAGGACCUUGCACAAACCUUCUCACCUAUUUGAUAGGAUGGUGCGAACCGAAGGAAUCUGAGCUCGUUCUAAUGGGCGAACACUGUACCCCCAAGGCCCGUGGUACCUACUAUGUGACAACAAACUCAAAACCACCCUAUGCAAGAGGAUAUCCAGGAAAAAGACAAUCUGCCAGAUCAGGGGAAUACAAUGGAUUACGAAAGUAAAAUAAUAAGAACGCGCAAAUGCGUUUUCAGGUUACCGGAACUAUGAUCCUUAAGUAACUUCUAAGAAAUCUUAGAUUGUUUAGAAAAAGGCUUUAUGGACAUGCUUUAUCAGGUGGAUGCAAGGCUAAUUUUAUUUUAGCAGAUUUUUGUUUAGGUUUCUACAUUUUAGUUGUUAUAGAUAAAUUAUUGACUCGUUGUAAAUAAAACAUGUGAACCUACUUUUAAACUUA
This is a messenger RNA of Hermetia illucens (black soldier fly), 1552 nucleotides long. Its product is annotated as inactive pancreatic lipase-related protein 1. The record is from RefSeq and is a predicted model, not a curated record. Gene Ontology annotation, biological process: lipid metabolic process. The transcript is spliced from 4 exons. Gene Ontology annotation, molecular function: lipase activity. Lineage: Eukaryota; Metazoa; Arthropoda; Insecta; Diptera; Stratiomyidae. The coding region runs from base 270 to 1322 and encodes 350 amino acids.